CUUCCCCCUCGCAUGAGCCAAGGCAGCUUUGCAGGCACUACCCAUGAUGGGGAGGGGUCUUAGGAACCCGGCUUCGCCUCCCCUUCACACACUACACCCCCAAACAGCAGAGGGUCGUGGGGGUCUGGGCAUCUGCCCUCUCCCUCUUUUCCAGUUGUGCUCUUCGGGGCUCAGCAGCCUGGCUGUUUUGAGCCCUGAUGCCCUUGGCCUUGGUGUAAAUGGAGGCUCAGCAUGUGGUUUGGGGCAGCUGGAGAAUGUGAGGUGCUGAGGUAGGCAGGUGGCUGAAGAGCCUGCAGACUGUCCAGGCAGGCGGGGUGGGCAGGGAGGGCACCUCUCCCUCCUCACUGCCAUGUAAGGCAUCCACAUUCUUUCCCAGUGCCCUCCCUCCCGGGGCCUCCGGAGCAGGGGCUGCGCAGGAAUUCGAGCAGCAGGCUGACAACUGCGGCUCCGGGAGGGGCAGGAAACCCCUGUUCAUUUCAUGUUCCUGUCCCCCCAGCCUCAAACCCUCUCCUUCCUAACAGGCCAGCUGCCCUGGAAUAGGCCCUGGGUGCAGCACCUCCACCCGUCUCCUCCGAAAGUCCAGAGUGGAAAUUCAGUUCCCCAAUAUGUAAAAUGAAGAUAACGCCUUAAGGAUCCCAGAAGAGACCUCGCAUGUCCACCAGGCCCUGCCCCGCCGCCAGCCCACGCUCCAUGGCCCACUGCCCCUCCAGCUUUGUGCACGCUCUGUUAAUUCCUCAAACCUGCCCAGCUCCUCCAUUAUCCUUCGGGGAUCUUCAUAUACACAUUGUCUCUGCCUGGGGUGCUUCCCCUGUCUCUUCUGCUAGUCGAUCCCAAUGAACUCGGAUUAAACAUCACUUCCUUUUGGAAGAAGCCUUAGGCUGGGCGCCCUUACAUUUCUUCACACCAUCACAGCUAAUGUAAGUCUUCCCUAAGUACUGCCCAUGGUUUCUAGGUCCCCCGGAGAGGGGUGGCGUGCCUGGUACUAAACAAACUCCGCAUAUUUACUGGGUGUUUGGAUGAACGGGAGGAAAGCGAUUCGCGUGUGAAAGCGCGUCGGGUCUGAAGACGCCCGUGAAGGAUCGCGGGUCACACCGGCUCCAGGCUCCCGAGGUUGCCGGGGUCACGCGCGCCGGCACCACGAGCGGUCAGCAGACACCCUCGGGCGGCGUCUGGGACCCGGAAGCCGCUCUCCCGGCUGCCCGCGGUGUUUUGCUUUCGGUUCCACGUGACCUGAGACUCGCCGCGGAUUGGGCCCGGGGCGCCCCGCCCCCCGGGCCCGAGUCCCGAAUAGGUUUCCCGCGGGACCGCGGCCGGGUGGAGACCGCGGACCAUGCAGGCGGCGGCAGCGGCCGCGGCGCUGGGGUUCCUGCUCCUGCUCCUGGCGGGGGCCUCGGCCGGGGACGAGGCCCGAGAGGCGGAGGCCGUGCGGGCGCUGCUGGCCCGACUGCUGGGACCCGGGCCGGCGGCCGCCUUCUCGGUGUCGGUGCAGCGCUCCCUGGCGGCCGAGUCCGGCCUGGACACCUACCGCCUGAGCGGCGGCGGCGGGGCGCCAGUGCGGGUGCUCGGCUCCACGGGCGUGGCGGCCGCCGCCGGCCUGCACCGCUACCUGCGCGACUUCUGCGGCUGCCACGUGGCCUGGUCGGGCUCUCAGCUGCACCUGCCGCAGCCGCUGCCCGCCGUGCCCGACGAGCUGACCGAGGCCACGCCCAACAGGUACCGCUAUUACCAGAACGGGUGCACCCACAGCUACUCCUGGUGGGGGGACUGGGCCCGCUGGGACAGAGAUUGACUGGAUGCACUGAGCAUCAACUUGGCACUGGCCUGGACGGGCGGGGGUUGCCUUCCUCCUCAGGUGUACCUGGCCUUGGGCCUGACCCAGUUGGAGAUCGAUGAGUACUUCGCUGGCCCUGCCUUCCUGGCCUGGGAACGCAUGGGCAACCUGCACACCUGGGGUGGCCCCCUGCCCCACUCCUGGCACCUCAAGCAGCUUUACCUGCAGCAUCGGAUCCUGGACCGGAUGCGCUCCUUCGGCAUGAUUCCCGUGCUGCCUGCAUUCGCAGGGCAUGUCCCCAAGGCUAUAACCAGGGUGUUCCCUCAGGUCAAUGUCACCCAGAUGGGCAGCUGGGGACACUUCAACUGCUCCUACUCCUGCUCCUUCCUUCUGGCUCCCGAAGACCCCCUGUUCCCUGUCGUGGGGAGCCUCUUCCUGCGGGAGCUGACCAAGGAGUUUGGCACAGAUCACGUCUACGGGGCCGACACGUUCAAUGAGAUGCAGCCCCCCUCCUCAGAGCCCUCCUACCUCGCCACAGCCACUGCCGCCGUCUACCAGGCCAUGGUCGCAGUGGACCCUGACGCCGUAUGGCUCCUCCAAGGCUGGCUCUUCCAGCACCAGCCCCAGUUCUGGGGCCCACCCCAGGUGGAGGCCGUGCUCAGGGCAGUGCCCCGUGGCCGCCUCCUCGUACUGGACCUGUUUGCUGAGAGCCAGCCCGUGUACGUCCGCACAGCCUCCUUCCAGGGCCAGCCCUUCAUCUGGUGCAUGCUGCAUAACUUUGGGGGCAACCACGGCUUGUUUGGGGCCCUGGAGGCCGUGAACCGAGGCCCCGCAGCCGCCCGCCUCUUCCCCAACUCCACCAUGGUAGGCACGGGCAUGGCCCCUGAAGGCAUUGGCCAGAACGAAGUGGUCUAUGCCCUCAUGGCUGAGCUGGGCUGGCGCAAGGGCCCAGUGGCGGAUCUGGGGGCCUGGGUGACCAGCUUUGCGGCCCGGCGGUAUGGGGUCUCCCACGAAGGCACAGAGGCAGCGUGGAGGCUGCUUCUCAGGAGUGUCUACAACUGCUCCGGCGAGGCCUGCAAUGGCCACAAUCGCAGCCCGCUGGUCAGGCGGCCAUCCCUACAGAUGGUAACCACUGUCUGGUACAACCGAUCGGAUGUGUUUGAGGCCUGGCGGCUGCUGCUGACAGCCACCCCGACCCUGGCCACCAGCCCAUCCUUCCGCUACGACCUGGUGGACCUCACUCGCCAGGCAGUCCAGGAGCUGGUCAGCUUGUACUAUGAGGAGGUGAGGACCGCCUACCUGAACAAGGAGCUGGUCCCCCUGCUGAGGGCGGCAGGCAUCCUGGCCUACGAGCUUCUGCCCUCCCUGGACAACAUCCUGGCUAGCGAUAGCCACUUCCUGCUGGGCAGCUGGCUGGCGCAGGCCCGGGCAGCCGCGGUCAGUGAGGCCGAGGCCCAUUUCUAUGAACAGAACAGCCGCUACCAGCUAACCCUUUGGGGGCCAGAGGGCAACAUUCUAGACUACGCCAACAAGCAGCUGGCAGGACUGGUGGCCGACUACUACACCCCCCGCUGGCGACUCUUCCUGGAGACGCUGGUCGACAGCCUGGUCCGAGGCAUCCCCUUCCAGCAGCACCAGUUUGAGACGCAUGCCCUCCAGCUGGGGCAGACCUUUGCCCUCAGCACACGGAGGUAUCCCAGCCACCCCCAAGGCGACACUGUGGACCUGGCCAAGAAGCUCUUCCUCAAAUAUUACCCCCGGUGGGUGGCUGGCUCCUUGUGACAGAUUAGUCACCCCUGGGCCAUGUUCUCCCCAAACUCCAAGCCUGGGCAGGUUCCGGGAGUCCGGAGCUGGGCAAGCGUCACUGGAGGUCCCCCAAGCCUGGGCGAAGGGACUCAAGACCUGCCGGUCAGAUCGAGGUUAGGGGGUUUGGGGGGAAGUGAGCUGCCCUCCUCCACCACCCCAAAUUCGGGACCAAAGCACUGUUUUAAUACAACUUAAUAAACUGGUGAAUCACC
This is a messenger RNA of Myotis lucifugus (little brown bat), 3789 nucleotides long. RefSeq names its product N-acetyl-alpha-glucosaminidase (gene NAGLU). Lineage: Eukaryota; Metazoa; Chordata; Mammalia; Chiroptera; Vespertilionidae. The record is from RefSeq and is a predicted model, not a curated record.